AUGGGGUACAAGCAGUGUCAAGCAGAUCACACUUUGUUCGUUAAGAUUAAUUCUAACAAGAAAAAGGUUAUUUUCAUUGUAUAUGUCGAUGACAUCAUAUUGACAGGAGAUGAUGAAGAUGGAAUUAAUCAGUUGAAAAGGUUAUUGAACAAAGUUUUUGAAACAAUGGACCUAGGGAAACUGAGGUAUUUCCUAGGCAUGGAGGUUGCUCGAUCAAGUAAAGGUUUGGUUAUAAACCAGAGGAAGUAUGUGCUCGACUUACUCUCAGAAGCUGGUAUGUUAGGAUGUAAGCCUGCUGAUACUCCUAUGGAAGCUGGCUUAAAGCUUCGAGGCGAAGAAAUGAGGGCUGAAGUCGAUAAGAAUCAGUUUCAGAGGUUGGUUGGAAAACUCAUGUACUUAUCCCUAACCAGACCUGACAUUUCUUUUCCUGUAAAUGUGAUCAGUCAGUUUAUGACUAAUCCGAGAGGAGGACAUCUAGAAGCUGCUAAUCGAAUUCUAAGAUACCUGAAAGGUACACUAGGACACAGGUUGUUCUUCAAGAAAACUGGUGAUAAAACUGUAAAAAUAUUUACAGAUUCCAGUUGGGCCAGUGAGGUUACAGAAAGAAGGUCGACAAGUGGAUACUGCUCAUUCGUAUGGGGCAACUUAGUUACCUGGAGAAGUAAGAAACAAAAUGUAGUUUCUAGAAGCACUGCUGAGGCAGAGUAG
Messenger RNA from Hibiscus syriacus, 708 nucleotides. RefSeq lists its product as uncharacterized. The record is from RefSeq and is a predicted model, not a curated record. Lineage: Eukaryota; Viridiplantae; Streptophyta; Magnoliopsida; Malvales; Malvaceae. Bases 1 to 708 code for a protein of 235 amino acids. The transcript has a single exon.